This is a messenger RNA of Octopus bimaculoides (California two-spot octopus), 6342 nucleotides long. Its product is annotated as FERM domain-containing protein 4A. Gene Ontology annotation, cellular component: adherens junction; bicellular tight junction; cytoskeleton. NCBI's taxonomy places the organism in Eukaryota, Metazoa, Mollusca, Cephalopoda, Octopoda, Octopodidae. The record is from RefSeq and is a predicted model, not a curated record. Gene Ontology annotation, molecular function: cytoskeletal protein binding. Gene Ontology annotation, biological process: establishment of epithelial cell polarity.
ACUUCAUAAGCAGUACUGUGUUCAUCAAACUCUCUCUUGCCAGUCUGUUGUUGAGGGCUCCUACUGAAGUGAGCUGGCGAUUUGGCUGGGGAGGAGAUUUUAUCAGGACUCUCUUCUUUCUUUUCUGUUUAUUUUUUUCUUUUGUUUUGUUGUUUUGGUCCCUCAUUAGAUUUUUCUUUUAUUUAAUUAUAUUUGCAAAAGUUACUAUUUUUGUCACUUUAGUUAUCUGCUGCUAGGUUUUUUUAGCACUGUACUGAAAAAUACUCAGGUGACACCUGUUAAGUUGUAGUAAGAUGUUUCUACCUAGUUUUUUCACUAUCAUACCUUUUUUAAAAUUCUGUUGCUCCUAGCCUAGUACUGUCUGACAUAAUGUAUGACAAAUUGUUUUCACAUAUGCUAUUUGAUCUUUCAACUAAGUUUUCUAUGGAAUUGAUUUGUGCAGUAACCUGUAAAAACUGUUAUGUACUUUAUUUUAUUUUAUUUUUUGUGGGGGGUCUGUCAGCUGUAACUUCAAGCAUUUCUAUUCAACAUGUUUCAAGGAGUUAAUUAGUCUAGCCCAUUUCCUCAAUGUCUUUUCCAAUAGUUUGGUUUUAAAGUAAUUUCUAUUAAUCUAUUUUGCUUCUCUAAGCUCUUGUAUUUUUAAUUUUUUUCUUUUGCUAUCUAAAUUUCACAACAAACUAUGUUUGAAUAUGUAAAAAGUUAGUUUUAGAAGUUUUCUUAAAAUUGUGUGUGCAUGUGAGUGAGGGAGUGUGUGUGUGUGAGUGAGUGAGUGUGUGUGCCUGUAUGUAUGUAUGUAUAUAAAAUCUUCCAAAAUUCUUUAUAUUCCUUGUUUUUUUUUGGAAACUUUUUGUUUAUAUAGUUUAAAUAUCUGAUGCUUUGGAGUCUGAUAUCUUUUUGUGAGUGUUCCUGCAUGCAUAGUUGGAGAUAAUUUUCAUUUCUAGUGGUGGGUGCUUUGUACUUUGGUAUUUUACAUAUAACAUUUACAAUGGCUUCGAAAUGUCGAAGAAUUUUAGCAUUAAAAGAAAAAGAAGAGAGCAGUUUUCAUCAAUCAAGGAGCAGAGCUAAGAACCGGAAAAUUUACUCACAUCGGUCUUUAUCCCUGUCAUCACGGAUUGGUCGGCCGGAUUAUGGAACUAUCCAUGAAGAGGAGGAAGAACUGCCACAAAGUACUCUGAUAGGGAAACGGAGCCGUAGCUUGGCCUCUUUAGUACGAUAUAGUUCACGCAAAUCUGUUCACAAUUUGGUAAAAAUGUUUGAAACAAUGACAGAAGGCCGCAAAACACAGGUUAUUUUGCUGGAUGAAAACAGGCUUGAUAUCACCAUACAGCCAAAACUUUACACCAAAGAUCUACUUGAUCUUGUGGCCUCGCAUCUAAACUUAAAAGAAAAGGAAUAUUUUGGUCUAUACUACUUGGAUGAAAAAGGGAACACUUUUUGGCUUCAUCUCGACAAGAAAGUAUUGGACCAUGAUUUUUCUCGACGUUCUCUCUUACUUUUGUAUCUAGGCAUUAAAUUCUAUGUGGAAUCUAUAGCACAUCUUCGCGACAAGCCUGCAAUAGAACUGUUUUAUUUGAAUGCCAAGCAAGCAAUAUAUAAGGGCCUUCUUGAGUGUAAUAGUGAAACAGUAUUUGAACUUGCAGCUUAUGUAUUGCAAAUAACUUAUGGAAAUUUUACAACGGUGGAAAAUGCUCGCGAAGAUUUGAAAAAGUUAUAUGUUGUCCCAACCCGAACGUUACAAGAACAUCCUUCUCUAGGUUACUGUGAAGAGCGUGUUUUAUUCCAUUAUCAGAAGAUCGAAGGCACUUCAAGAGGUCUUUCUAUUGUUAAUUACAUGACAAUAUGUGAAAGUCUGCCUACAUAUGGUAUUCACUAUUAUGAAGUAAAAGAUAAAAAAGACAUUCCAUGGUGGCUUGGCAUUAGCCAUAAAGGUAUCUCGGUUUAUGAUAAAACAGAUAAACAGACCCCUCGAAAGAUAUUCCACUGGAAGCAGUUAGAGAAUCUUUAUUAUCGAGAGAAGAAAUUUUCUGUGGAGGUUCAUGACCCUAAACGUAUCAUCCAUACGCUGAGCAGUUUCAACCUGUAUGAAGAUGCCCUUCUGGAGCCAAUUGAUGAGUUUGAUGCCUUAUCCGAUGCCAUUUCAGACCCCACUACCCAGAGAAAUUCCUUGAUUUCACAAGUGCAAGUUUCAGUCAGCCGACGGACGUUUGGCCCUGGAAAUGUUAAUGUCCAUGCAUGGUUUUCAAGCUCGCCCCAUCUAACGAAAUGCAUUUGGUCAAUGGCUGUAGAUCAACAUCGGUUUUGCUUAGAUCGAAGAGACAAUAAAUCUUAUCUUCAAACUGCUCGCAGCAUGAGUGAGAUUGUGGCGGAACUGUCACAGAGCUCAACAUCUCUGUCAGGAUCUGGUGCAUCGGAUUUAAGUCGCAGUACCAGCUCUCAUAGUCUGCCCAGCCUCUUCUCGACUUCCCGGUAUGACGUUAAUAUUGAUCCUGUAAAGGUGAAGAAGGAAAUGUACCAAGCCUUAAAGGAUCGACGAGAUGCUCUCAUUGAAACACUUAAAAAGAAAAAUGAAGAGUUUAAGCAGCUAUGUAUUCAAGAGGGGGAACUUAUUGGUCAUCUUCCAAAAGACACACCGAUGGCACCUGGUGAACAGCCUCCUACGAUCCGGCGGCGAGUUCGGACAGCCUUUAGUCUCUCCUCAAAACUUGUACCAAAAGAUGGUGAUAAUAUGGAGAAUGAGUUGUCAUGUCUUGAACUUGAAUAUGAGCUGCAAAGUAAGAUCACCAGUGCAGCUAAUAAGCUGGCACACGAUCCAUCAGUCAGCAAACAGGUGCGAAAGCAAAGAAAACAAUCCUACCAGAAGGCUGAAACUAAGUUAAAAGAAAUGGAGAAGAAGCUGAAUGAAAUGAGAAAGAAAGCUGGUCAUUCCACUUUAAAAGUUAGUCCUGUAUACCAAGACCCAAGUGAGGACAGUCUUGGACCUACUACUGAUAGUGAACCUGAGAUGAUAUCACCAGUUCCAUCUCCUGUUCCUCAUUCUAAAAGAGACUGUUCUCAUGUGUCUUUCACAAAUAAUAUGGACAAUCCUGAAAUAAUUCCUGAUGAAGAAAUGACCUCUUGUCUUCCUCCUGACUCACCAUCAUCUCAUUUAAGUCCCUCACACAGCAGCCCUCAGCUCACAGGUGGCUAUACACCUAGCUCAGUUUAUUCCACUGGUACUCAAUAUCGUAAUCAACGCUAUCCUACAUUUAGCAAUCGCCUUGGACAAUCUGGCCGAGAAGAUAUAAUUGAUUGUAGUAAGUUCGAUGGCAGUCAUGACAGCGGUUUCAGUUCUGCUAACAACAUGACUCAGGUAGCACCUGGGCAACGGCCUCCCCAGUGUGAAAAUGGAGAAGUGAAAACCCCAACCAAUAUUCACCCUUAUGAAUAUGUUCAAGCAGAAUUUCAGAGGCAAAUGACUCUUACACCAAAUAUUGAAGAGAACUACUGCAGUCCUGACAAUUCACUGAUAUCACAGAGACCAAGAGGACCAGUUCCUAAACCAGGCAGUAUUUUGCCUCAGUUGUUUUCUUCAAAGUAUGGUAGCAGAAGAGAAUCAGAUAGCGAUUACAUUGAGGAAAUUCCUGAAGGUUCUUUGGACAUUCACAAUAAUUCAGUGGCUUCUGAGCCAGUGUACAGUCACCUUGAUACACAUGCUGAGCAUCGGUGGGAAGAUACGCAAAUGGCAGAGCCAUCUCCAAUAAUCCGCAGUCCACAAAAGUCAUAUGACGAUCUUGAUAAUCGACCAAACACUCCAAGUACAGAACAUUCCUAUAGUCCCCGUGUAUAUGAAUACCAAUCUCCCCCAGCACAAGAAGUGCAGGUCAUACAUAUCACUGGGAAUACAGGACCUGUUGAUAAACCUGAAGUGGACCCAGUUAUCGUAACUCCUCCCCCAAACAGCCGACUGGUAACCACAAUAACAAAAAUUAAACCCCAGAUUGAAGUUUCUAAACCUUUUGAAACUUCAGAUUUCUUUAAGUACAGUGAGAAACUACGGCGGGCUCGUAUGCUGGACAGCUACCAACGGCAAUUGAUGGGUGUCACUUACCAAACAGAGCCUUCUAUUGACUCUUUCUAUAACAGAUCUUGCACACCCGAGCACUCGAAUCCUUCGUCUCCGGCCUUUUUUCCACGCAUGAUGCAACCAACACCUUCUUCACCCUUUGUUAGUCAACAUCAUUCCCUACAACAACAAUCUACUCCUUCACAUUUUCCUAGUUAUUGGAGAGACUUUGAACCGCAUUCUGGCAACUCUUCUCCUGUGAGCAUGUUUGCUAGCAAGAGAGGAGAUAUAAAUACUUCACAGACUACAUCAUCUUUCCACCAACAACAACAACAACAACAACAACAACAGCAGAGCAACAGCAGCAGCAGCAGCAGCAGUAGCAGCAGCACAUAUGUGCAAUAUUCUUCACAAUCUGUCUCCAGAACUGUAUUCCGGUCUCAUCAAAUCCAGACAACACGACACGCUCACUACAAACCUCCACAGCCGAUGACCUGUGAGCCUGUGGUGGUGCCUGACCUCCAGUCUCCGAGCUCACACACACCAGUCAACCAAACUAACAUGACCAAUGUCUCCAGUAAUGCAUCAAUGCCUUCAAGCUCCAGUGAAAGUACAAUUAAAUCACGUGACAAUAGCUUCACACUCAAUGCAGGUGAAUCUUUAGCUGAGGCUUUCAGUGAGGAGAUGCUUGCAUGGUAUGAAGAUCAGGAAUCCUCAAAGAAGCAUCCAACCCUUGUUUGAAUUUUUUCAUAAACUAUUAUAACAAGGUUUAACUGGAAAACAGGACACACAACACGUGUGUGAAAAGGCUGUCGAUUUCCAAGAUAAGAAUUGAAUGUUUGAACCAACUAAAAUAAGAACAAUCCAUACAAAUUAAGUGUGGAAUCAACUGAUCUUUGAAUCCAGAACAGAACAGAACUGAAUAAUAUAUUGUUUGUCUGAGAAAAUAUAAGGCAUAUUAUUCCAUGAACAUUGCCAACAAGUAGAAACAAUAUAACUAAAACAUAUUGUUCUGUAAUAGGGCAUCUUAGUAGAUCUGCAAAGGUAAAUUAUUUAUUUUCAAAUACAACAUUCAAGUUUGUAUCUCUCAAAUACUGCAAACAUACACUAUCAUAGGUUGGAUGGAAAUAAACUCUUAAAAUUUGGGGGAAAAUUAGAUUUGAAGUCACAAGAUAUUUCCAGCAACAGAAUUGAGAAAUAACAGCCAUCACUAAUGUUUGUGUACAUGAGCGUGUGUGAGGAGGGAAGGUUUUUUUUUUAAAAAAGAAAUCCCUGGAUCUACUUCAAUUGUAGGAUCUGUGGUAUUUUAUAUUGGGAGCGUUCUAGUUCCCUAAUCAUGUGAAAUUAGUUUAUACAACUGAUCAUCUGGUCUUAUUCCAUCCACAAACCAACUCUGUGCUUCCUCUACUUACAAGUGGUAGAAAAUGCAUACUUCUGGGUGUCCAAUACUCCAAGGGUAAUUCAAUUUGUGUGCCACAACCAUAGUUAUACUGGGGGAAAAGAUAUUUUAUAAGCUGUACAAUUGCUAAGGACAGUUUUAAAUCUACAUUUCUAACGGGUAAUCAACUAGCCAUUGCUGGGGGCAGAAAAAAAAAAUCAUUUUAAUCCCUUCCUCCUAAUACCAGUGUUAGUCUGCAAAGCACACCUUUAAUAAUUUUAUAAAUUAUGUCUAUCUUUCAAUUGAUUUUGAAAAUAAUGACUUAGUAAAGAACUUACAAUCCACAAAAUUAAUAGCAAUGCUAACUCUAAAACUAGUGCUUGGUUAACAAAGACUAUCACCAGUGAAUUCCAAAUAAUCCAGACUUUGUAGCUUUUGAUAAGUUCACCUUACCCAUAACUGCUGCAACCACACAACACAGGUGACAUGAUCUGACCACUUGGCAAAAUGUACAGUGGGAUUCCCAGAGUGUUUGACAUGUUGGCUACCUUUGUGCCAAAGGCUUGCUUGUACUGAGCUGAUUAUGACUGGUGCCGUAAAAGAUAAAUCAAAUUGUGUUUCUGUCAUACUGUAAAGCCUGAGAAAUUCCAGGCUAAAUUACAGAUUUAAAUUUCAAUUCUAGAUAAUCAAUUGUAAAAUUUCAUUUUCCUUACGUCUAUUAAUUGUUAUUAAAUGUCUAUCCUGUUUAUUCUUGGAGCAAGGAGAACUUCUGUGAAUGUAAAUAGAACCACAACUGUUGAGUGUUAUUAAAACAGGACUUUUCCUACUGUUAAAACUAGUUAAAACACUUUAUAUUUAACGAAAUAUUAUACCUUCGUGCAAUUCUCAUAACAUUUCUUCAAUAAAAUGGUUUUUAAAAUUG